Messenger RNA from Frankliniella occidentalis (western flower thrips), 1676 nucleotides. RefSeq names its product U6 small nuclear RNA (adenine-(43)-N(6))-methyltransferase. The record is from RefSeq and is a predicted model, not a curated record. Bases 140 to 1615 code for a protein of 491 amino acids. Gene Ontology annotation, molecular function: 23S rRNA (adenine(1618)-N(6))-methyltransferase activity. Lineage: Eukaryota; Metazoa; Arthropoda; Insecta; Thysanoptera; Thripidae. The transcript is spliced from 6 exons. Gene Ontology annotation, cellular component: nucleus. Gene Ontology annotation, biological process: rRNA base methylation.
CAACAAAACAAAUGAAAAUCAAAAUGAUCGAUGAUAGAUGAGAAAUUAAGUUCACUGUUUUUGUUUUGAAAAAGACGUAAACGUGAACAUUGCGUAUUUUUGUUAAUUCAGAAAGGUCGGACUUUGUUAAUUUUGAGAUAUGGCGUUGAAUAAGAAAAUGCAUCCAAGAAACCCUUACAAAACUCAACCAAGCUUCAAAGAUUUGGCUGUUAAAAAUGAGGAGUUUAGACUGCAUGCCACCAUUGAUAUAAGUGGGAAAGUAUCAAUUGACUUUAAGAAAGCAGAAACUAUACGGGCACUUACAAGGGCUCUCCUGAAAGAAGAUUGGAAUUUGGAUGUAACUUUGCCUAAAGAGUAUCUUGUACCAACCGUGCCAUUACGCCUCAAUUACAUUCUGUGGAUUGAGGAUUUAGUUGCUGCCCUUAAAUUAGAAGAUACUGGGAGCCCAGUUUAUGGCAUCGACAUAGGUACUGGAGCUUCGUGUAUCUAUCCUUUGUUAGCUUCUCGAAAAAAUGGAUGGAAUAUGAUUGGAGUUGAAAAGGAUAAUACAUGCUUAAAUCAUGCUCAACAAAAUGUGCUUCACAAUAAACUAGAAUCACUUGUAAAAGUAUGUAAAAAUGAUGGUGAGAUGAUAAUUGACACCAGUGUCAUGGAUGGUGCAUUUGAGCCCAUGCCAACCUACUUCCAUUUUACCAUGUGCAAUCCUCCAUUCUUUUCAUCUGAAGAAGAGCUUGAAAAGACUCACAAAAGCCGGUCUGCUAAUUCUCCUAGACCACCACCUAAUAAUGCACGAACUGGGUCUGCAAAUGAAGUUGUUGUUGAAGGUGGAGAAGUUGCAUUUGUUCAUAAGAUGAUAGAUGAUUCCCAGCAAGCUAAAGACAAGAUAAGGAUUUUUACUACGAUGUUAGGACACAAGUCCAGUGUCUCCAAAGUUUUGAAGUAUUUGAAGGAAAAAAAUAUAUCUGAAAUAGCUUCAACAGAAUUUUGUCAGGGGCACACCACAAGAUGGGGUAUUGCAUGGAGUCACGUAGAAAAGCUUACGUGCGAAUCACUCUCUGCUGACAACUUUGUUGACCAGAAGAAACAAAAAUCAAAACCUCCAGUACGCCAUGUUUUGCCAACAUCAAAUUGUGCCUUUAAAACAUUUGAUUCUUUGAUGGAAAAAGUUAAGAUCCUGCUAAAAAAUUUAGAUCUGCAAUUCAGGUGUGUAAUAAAGGAUGUCAAAUCCAUUGGAUAUCAAGUUACAGCUCUUAACAAUACAUGGUCAAACCAGAGAAGGAAACGAAGGGACGAGCAACGUAUGAUCAAAAAAGUAGGUCAACCUUCUGAAGACUCAUCGUCCACCAAGUGUACAAACUCACAGACUGAACAGAUUACUGAAGUUCCGACUAGCCAUGGGACCAACAGCAGCACUGAUCUAACUGAUGAGCCACCAUUGAAGAAAGCCAAACUAACAGAGUCUGUCCCAUUGUUAGUAUUUGGUUUUAUAAUUCGUGAAGAAGAAACAGAGGGAGAUAGCAAUUCUUACGUCUUCGAAAUGAGCUGGCUACAUGGAAGUGGCGGUAAAGAUCUUAUCCAUCAAGUCAUGCAAUAUGUGAAAAAUAAUCUAAAGUAAGGUGAGCACUCAAGAGAAAAGUGAAAAAUAAACACUCCUAUUUCAUUGGUUACCCAACAAA